CGCUAAGUAACAGCUGUGCGCAAAGGAGAAAGACGAGGACCUACAAUUCACCGGUGGCGUGGUCAUCGCGUGUUGGAAGCAGCAGCCCACUCAUAGUGCAGACAUGGCUGGUGGUAAAGGCCGUGGUAUAGCUGCCUUCAGCUUCAACAUCGAAUCCCUGGGCCUCAGCAGGGGGAAUAUGCCUCAGACCAGAGAGGGGCCCAACAAGCUGUAUCCAGUGAGUAGUAUUAUACUGACUGCAUUUACCGGGCUUAUGGUCUCUGUUUCCUGGAAGUGGUCUCUGUUUCCAGAUGUGGAGUUCAAGCCUGUGCCCUUGAAAGAGGGAGAAGAUGAGGACUACAUGCUAGCCCUGAAACAGGAGAUAAGGGGAACCAUGAGACUACUACCCCACAACAUCAAGCCUCUGGCUGGGAAAGGAGAUGUGGAAAGAUACAAGGAGAGGUAUCAGAGGCAAAACAUGUUGGAUGAGGAGUGGACUCCAGACUGGCAGCUUUUUCCAAAAGAGCUCAUGCCUCAAAAGAAAAAGUUGAAUGUAAAACCAGUAGGCGCAAAGAAGAAACCCAUAAAGGUGUCAAGCAAAGAAAAAGCAGAUGUACUCAGUAAAUUAGAUGAACUUGAAAAGAAAGAUGAUGUAAAGUCAGAUGAGGAGAAAGAAGAAAAGAAAACUUCAGAGGAAGGAGAGGAGGAAGAAAUUGAAGGAGAGGAGUUGGAGGAGGAAUUAGAAGAGGAAAAUGACUACAUUGCCAGCUACUUUGAAGAUGGUGAUGAUUUUGGUGCUGGCAGUGACGAGAACAUGGAUGAAGGAGCCACAUAUUAACCCCAACUGUAUGUAUGUUAUCUCAAGAGCAUACAGUAUUUAAAAAGCCAGAAGAAUGUUGACUGUCACUCUUCCAAAUGCAUUUCCCCCUGCAAAUCAUGAUUUAUUGUUUACCAAAUAGCUGUUGGCUAUAUGACUAACACUGUCAUCAAGUUCACAUAUUUUGUUUGAACCUACAUUUACAAUGUGAGAAUCAUCAAGAUGUGCUUGUGUGAUUUGAAGUGAGUUUGAGUUUAAAUACUGUAAGUGGCUCUGUUGUAAAUAAGUGUAUAAACAAAUUAAACAAACAUGCAAAGUC
Messenger RNA from Oncorhynchus nerka (sockeye salmon), 1115 nucleotides. RefSeq names its product polymerase (RNA) III (DNA directed) polypeptide G (gene polr3g). The transcript is spliced from 8 exons. Bases 104 to 817 code for a protein of 237 amino acids. Gene Ontology annotation, biological process: transcription by RNA polymerase III. The record is from RefSeq and is a predicted model, not a curated record. NCBI's taxonomy places the organism in Eukaryota, Metazoa, Chordata, Actinopteri, Salmoniformes, Salmonidae. Gene Ontology annotation, cellular component: RNA polymerase III complex.